Molecule: messenger RNA, 1055 nt
Organism: Saprolegnia parasitica CBS 223.65
Lineage: Eukaryota; Oomycota; Saprolegniomycetes; Saprolegniales; Saprolegniaceae
Exons: 6
Coding region: 151-975 (274 amino acids)
Biological process (GO): sphingosine biosynthetic process
Cellular component (GO): intracellular membrane-bounded organelle; cytoplasm; membrane
Molecular function (GO): kinase activity
Source: RefSeq, a predicted model, not a curated record
UUUGACGCGGCCAGCAUCGACGUGACAACCCAGUGCACCGAGUACGCGGGCCACGCGACCGAGAUUGGGCGCACGCUGGACCUUACGGCGUACGACUUUCUGGUGUGCGUCGGAGGGGACGGGCUCGCGUCCGAAGUCGUGCAGGGCCUCAUGCGGCGCCACGACUGGCACGACGCGAUUCGCCUCCCGUUCGGGCUCAUUCCGGGCGGCUCGGGCAAUGGCCUUACACAGUCGCUUACAAAGCUGCUCGGCGAAGCCUUCCAGCCUGAAAACUGCGCCUAUUUGAUCGUCAAGGGCGCGCCGCAGCCCAUCGACAUGAUGACGGCGCGCAACGCCGAGCAAGACACGUUCUACAGCUUCCUCUCGCUCGCAUGGGCGUUCGUCGCAGACGUCGACUUGGAGUCGGAGACGUACCGGUUCCUCGGCGGCGCGCGCUUCACGAUAGCGUCCGUGGCCAAGAUCCUCUCGUGGAAGCGCUGGCAUGGGACGCUUUCGUAUCUGCCGAUCGAGGUCGACGAGAGCAGCGAGAGCGGGUUCUGGGAAAGCAACCCGACACCGUCUGGGUCGGCCCCUCAGCUCGACCUUCUGCACGACAUCUCGGCGCCCGUGCCAACACAUUGGAGGACAAUCGAAGGACCUUACUCGUUCUUUUGGGCGACGAGUGCGGCUCUUCCGUCGUCUGACUGCCACCUCGCGCCCGGUGCGCACAUCAACGACGGCUAUAUCCACAUUAUUGCCGCGCCCGAGAACCUCUCGAUGGUGGCGCAAACCCAGCUCCUUUUGGGCCUCGAGACAGGCGCGCAUAUCGAGUACCCGUUUGUCCACGUCAUCAAAACCCGGGCCUACCAACUGCAGCGCACCGACACCAACUACGUUUCGAUUGACGGCGAGCGCCUCGGGGGCGAGACGAUCCAGGUGCAAAUGCACAAGGGCCUUGGGCGCGUCAUGUGCUUGCCGCUGCCGUCGCAAACGUAAUGGAAUCUGUAUUAGACAACGUGUCGUCUAGCGAGGUAAUCGUAUCUACUUGAAACGGAGCGCGACAAGCUCCUUGACGC